CAAGCAAGAAGGCCCUGAAAACUACAAGUCCCAGCAGGCGCCGCGGCAGUGAGACUCACUAGCGCUGUUCAGACCCUAUGAAUGAAUGAAUGAAAUUGUCGCGAGGAUUCUGGGAGAGAAACAUGGCGGCUGCUGGGCUGUGGCGUAGGACGGGAAGGCUCCGUGAGAUGGCGCAAGCCCGAGGAGCUUGGCCCCGGCUUUACAGCAUGUCCCCUGCCUUCGCUGACGUGCUAAAGCUUCCGCAGAAACAGCUAACGAAAAUUGUAUACCCGCUGCGGGAACUGGCGCAGUACCUCGUCACGGACACCGGGCCAGGCCUCUUAGAACAGAGACUCUUCGACCCCAGCCUGGAGGACAUCGCUAGGGCGGAGAGCGUUUUCGAGGCCACAGCCCGGAACCGCAUCGACUACCUCAGCUCCGCCGUCCGCCUAGACCACGCCCCGAGCCUGCAGCAGCCGGAGGUGUGUUUCAUAGGCCGAAGCAAUGUUGGAAAAUCCUCCUUGAUAAAGGCCUUGUUUUCGCUGGCCCCUGAUGUAGAAGUCAGAGUCUCAAAAAAACCGGGGCACACAAAGAAAAUGAAUUUUUUCAAAGUUGGAAAAUACUUUACAUUGGUGGACAUGCCAGGGUAUGGCUAUAGAGCCCCCGAAGACUUUGUUGACAUGGUAGAGGCCUAUCUAAAAGAACGAAAGAACUUGAAGAGAACAUUUUUGUUAGUGGAUAGUGUUGUUGGAAUUACAAAAGUAGACAAUAUUGCCAUAGAGAUGUGUGAAGAAUUUGCAUUGCCUUAUGUGAUGGUAUUAACAAAAAUUGACAAAUCUUCCAAAGGCUAUCUUUUAAAACAAGUACUUCAGAUCCAGAAGUUUGUUAACACACAAACACAAGGCUGCUUUCCUCAGUUGUUUCCUAUAAGUGCAGUGACCUAUUCUGGAGUGCAUCUGUUGAAAUGCUUUAUAGCAGACAUAACAGGAAAUCUCAAGUAAAUGCUCCCAGGGUUGAUAAAGGUUCAACGUUCUUCGUGUCAACUGGAGUUAAACACCUAGAAGAAUUCCAGUAUUGUUUUAAAUACUGUGCAUCUCAACCUGCAGGAGAAUCAAUUCAACUUUAAAACCUGCAUCAUCCUGAGUGAAAACGAAUUUGUUGGGGGUGAGGGUUAUAAUUAAAUCAUAUUGUUCAUUAGGACAGAUGCUAGCUGUCUUCUAUUUUAACAAACUGACAAGUCCAAGAGCAUACAGCAGUAUAUGAAGUGAGACUGUUGCCACUAUGUAGAGAGGUUUGCUAUAUUAUUCGUCUUAUAAAAGAAAUGUCUACCACCUUUAAUGCUGUGAAUGUGAACUAGGUAAGGUGGGGUGCCUUUCUGUAAAGCGUGCCUAGGUAAGUAGAAAAGUAAAUGGCUGUAUGUAUGCUUAUAAUUCUUUUAGUCAUUAUUUGAAUAUAAAAAAAACUGUCAAAAUUUGUCCAGCCAUGGAAAAACCAGUCACGUGGGAGUAGAAUCAUUCACUACCCUUUGGGCGAACACAGGAUUGAUAAUCAGAAUCCAGGAUUCAGAUUCCUAUUGUCUGUUAUUACUUGCUCCUUGGGGAUAUCACCUGAUGUCUCCUCACCUUGUUGAUAGCUGUCAGCACCUUAGUUAUGAAGGCUAACAAGUUAUAUUGAUGGCAGCUGUAUAUUUGCAAGUCAUAAUCAACCAAAGCACACAGCAAACCUCAUAGGCUUUUAUCACGAAAACAUCCCGCCUUGAAGGAAGUAGCAGAGAUCACAGGACCUAGUUUUAAGUGAAUUUGCAAGUCAGUGGGAUCAUUGCACCAUAGAUUUAAAACAGGCAGACUGGCUUUGAGCUGCAGCUUACUGGAGCAAAAUUUUUAUGAAGGCAUCAACUCUUCAUGAAGUGUCUUAGUAUUCCAAAGUGAGAUUGCUGCCAGAGGGUAUAGCUGUGGUAAAGCCGUACAACUUUGUGGCUUUUAAAAACUCAAUAGGAAAAAUUUCAGCUGUUUUAUAAUUGAUAAAGUUAGUCUAUUUUAUCCUAACUAACAGUAUUUGAAGCCAAAAAUAAUUUUUUAAAUUUUUUUCACAAAGCAAACAUAGGUGUUAAAAGAAUUACAUUCAAAGGCUUCCUUCUGCCAGGAGCAGGGCUCUGUCAAAGCUGUAGCAUUCUUGUGAGGUGAUGAAGCGAACAGGAGUGCUGAAGAAGGAAGGCUUGCCCCGCAUGCCUGGCCACCACAGACACUGGUACUUGGUGUAGAAGGACUUUGUGAGCAGCCUCGAGACAUGGAUUUCUGGAUCAAGAGGAUGUAGUUCAGUGGUAAAGCCAUGGCCUAGCAGAUAUGGGGCACUAGGUUCCAUUCCCACCAAAACAAACAAAACCUUGGGCUUUCUUUGACCAGAGGAUGAAGCAGGUAUAUUCCUCUUCCUAGUUGCACGUACCCAAGUGCCAAGCAGUUCCUGUAGCUUGUCUAAACCCAGAGGUUCACACACACAUACACACAAAGCUACAUACUUCUCUUAAGUCACCCUUUCUGGCCUGGAGGAGUUGAAGGCCAGCAGAUUUCCCAUGACCAUCAUGUCUGGAGCAGUUGUACUGAUAUGUACAAAGUCAGGUGAUAGCACUGAUACCAGGUUGCAAGUUUAUGAUGGGCCUUAUUCCUGGCAUACACUCACCUACUUUUUUGCAUCCCUUAGAAACAAAAAAAAAAAAAAAUUCCAAAAGCCUUGUAACAUAUCCUCUUAAGAGUUACAGUGACAAAAUGAAGAUUAAAUAAUAGUUUUUCCAUUUGAGUAAUGGCAAAUAUUUUGAUAAUUCAUUUUAGUAACAGCAUAUACUGCAUAUACACAUUGUUAUUCAAGAGAAGAACCUGGACAGUUGAGAUGGUCCGGUGGAUAGACACACAUGCUGCUAAGCCUGACACUGAAUUCAACCUGGGACCUGCAGAUCAACUCCCACCAGUCAUCCUCUGAUAUCCACACACGUGUACACACACACAUACAAACUGUAAAGACUUUUUAAAAGGAGUGGGGCCAGUGAGGUCAAGUGAACCUUUAUGGUGCUUCCUUACUACUCUCCAACCUUGUUCCCUGUUUACCCUCAGAUACGAAAGAUU
This is a messenger RNA of Alexandromys fortis (reed vole), 3095 nucleotides long. RefSeq names its product GTP binding protein 8 (gene Gtpbp8). NCBI's taxonomy places the organism in Eukaryota, Metazoa, Chordata, Mammalia, Rodentia, Cricetidae. The transcript has 6 exons. The coding region runs from base 90 to 980 and encodes 296 amino acids. The record is from RefSeq and is a predicted model, not a curated record. Gene Ontology annotation, cellular component: mitochondrion. Gene Ontology annotation, molecular function: GTP binding.